This is a messenger RNA of Diorhabda sublineata, 1185 nucleotides long. RefSeq names its product polygalacturonase-like. Gene Ontology annotation, molecular function: polygalacturonase activity. Gene Ontology annotation, biological process: pectin catabolic process. Gene Ontology annotation, cellular component: extracellular region. The record is from RefSeq and is a predicted model, not a curated record. The coding region runs from base 54 to 1136 and encodes 360 amino acids. NCBI's taxonomy places the organism in Eukaryota, Metazoa, Arthropoda, Insecta, Coleoptera, Chrysomelidae. The transcript has a single exon.
AUUUAAAUGAUAUAAAAGGAAAGUCGUCAAGUUAUAUAUCAAAAACAGAAACAAUGUCAACUUAUUCUCUAUUACUAGUUUUAUCAAUACUAGCUUUAACUAGUGCUGAAGAUACUAGUUGUACUAUAACAGAUUAUUCAGAUGUGGAACAUAUUGUGAAAAACUGUACUACUAUAACUGUGAGCAAUCUUCACGUACCGGCUGGACAAAAAUUGAUACUACAUUUACAAACCGGAAGCAAACUAACUUUCGAAGGUACCAUCACGUUCGAAUACCAUGAAUGGGCCGGACCUUUGAUAGAAAUAGCUGGAACAAACAUACAAGUGAUUGGUGCGUCUGGGCAUGUUUUCGACGGUGAAGGUGCUAAAUAUUGGGAUGGUAAAGGAGAUAAAGGAAAAAAGAAACCUAAAUUCUUCAGAAUCAAACGCGCUAGUGGUAAAUUUGAGAAUAUUAAUCUACUUAAUUGUCCUCAUCAAUGUGUUUCGAUUUUACAUAGUGAAUCUUUGACUUUAUCUAAUUGGAACGUUGAUGUAUCAGACGGAGACGCGAAUCAACUCGGUCAUAAUACUGAUGGAUUCGAUAUUUCGGACACUGAUCAACUAACCAUCGAAAAUAGCGUCGUUAAGAACCAAGACGACUGCGUCGCUGUCAACUCUGGUAAGAAUUUACAUUUCAAUAAAUUGUAUUGUUCCGGAGGUCACGGACUCAGUCUUUCCAUCGGUGUUAGUACAACUGAUUCUUCUAAGAAUUACGCGGAAAAUGUCACGUUUUCUAACUGUAACGUGGUUAAUUCUCGUAACGCUAUUCACGUCAAAACCCACACGAAUGCUGCUACAGGAUAUAUCAAAAAUUUGACUUACAAAAACAUCCAAAUAUCAGGUAUUACUCAUUACGGAAUCAACGUACAGCAAGAUUACAAAGGCGGUUCUUCCUCUGGAAAUCCGGCUAAUAAUAUACCGAUUACUAAUAUGGAAGUUUCUAAUGUUUCUGGAUCAAUGAUAUCAUCGGAUGCUAUGCCCGUUUAUAUACUAUGCGGAACCACGGGGUGUUAUAAUUUCCAAUGGUCUGGAAUAGAUAUUACUGGUGGACAGAAAGAAAGUCAAUGCAACUAUCAUCCUUCUGGGUUUUCUUGUUGAUUCUAUUGUUAAUUUCUAUUUAAAUGAAUAAACUAUUUCGAAAAUAUCA